This is a messenger RNA of Acytostelium subglobosum LB1, 870 nucleotides long. RefSeq lists its product as hypothetical. Gene Ontology annotation, biological process: proteasome-mediated ubiquitin-dependent protein catabolic process; protein autoubiquitination; protein monoubiquitination. Lineage: Eukaryota; Evosea; Eumycetozoa; Acytosteliales; Acytosteliaceae. The transcript is spliced from 2 exons. Gene Ontology annotation, molecular function: ubiquitin protein ligase activity; cyclin binding; ubiquitin conjugating enzyme binding. The record is from RefSeq and is a predicted model, not a curated record. Gene Ontology annotation, cellular component: cytosol; ubiquitin ligase complex; nucleus. The coding region runs from base 1 to 870 and encodes 289 amino acids.
AUGACCAACAUCAAGGUUAUAAACAUUGUAGUUGAGUUACCUUUGACUCCAUCAACAUCAACUACGACUGCUGCUGGUCCUACUACACCUGGGUGGCUAAAGAAUGACUUCACUUGUCAACCAUAUAGUCGUGCAAGGUCAAACGUUGGCCUACGCAUGAUGUUCAAACAGCCAUUGUCAACAAAGACUAAGACAACAACAGUUGAUAUUGAUAUCAACUUGCCAAUCAAACAUGUAUUGCCAGACAUUCGUAAUAACUAUACAUGCUUCUAUCCGAAUGAUAAACGACCUCAAUCAAUAUCAAUAAGGAUACCCUAUUCAUUCGCCAUUGUUGAUGAUGACAAUGAGAAAGACCCGUCCCAUAUGGACGACGACGAGUCUCGUCUUGCAAAGUUGGCCGAAGACCAAGCAUCAAUCAUUCGAGAUCAUUUGGAAACUACUACAAGGACUGAAGCGUUUGCAUCGUGCGUCCUUUGCAGACAUCCCCUCGUUGCCAAUAUAAACAAUGUCAAGUGUCUACCUUCGUCCAGUUGGACCGAGUUGGCCGAUGUCUGGCUAUGUGGAUGCACUGGUGUCGCACAAUUCAAUGGAUUGCCACAUGACAUUGGAUCAAUGCAAGAUCAAUGUCUUGUAGGUGACACCUUUAUGUUGUUCAAUAUCAAUAACAUUGUCAAUGGAUCAUUGCAGACCGAUGAGAUCAGUCAUCCCCUGGUGGGUUCAACAACACCUAUGCAUCAUCAACAUAUUGUACAAUGCUCAUGUUGUCAACAUGAACUUGGAGUCAAAGACCCAACAAUCAAUGGCAUGUCUAACACUUCAAACAUGGGACUCUAUGUUACUACAAGGUACCACCAGCAGUAUCCACAGUGA